AGGUCAUGUCACAUUGCUGGAACCAAUGUAAAGCAUCUGGAUAUAGAAAACUCAGUAAGCUUAGCACGGUUUUGCUUCUUCUUCUAUGCAUAGUUGAAAUCCCUUCGGAUACCCAUGCUGAAUUAGCUUCUUCGAACAAGAUAUCAAACCCUUCGCUGCAGAAACUUGGUUACGGCAACCUCGGACAGUCGAAAAUCUCCCGCGAUCUCAGUUCCGAGCUGCAUGAGCUGGUGGAUCACAAGGCAGAGAAGAGAAUCUUAAGGAGCAACAGCUACUUACAGCAGGGCGACUACUCGGAUGUCGACUACUUCGUGCCUUACGAGGUGGACACGUUCUGUCAGCCUGCAAGCACUCCAAGACCACACCCACCUGGUUUCAGCCGCCAGUCGGACUACAUGCACACUGUUCUGGCCUGUGAUCGACGAGAUGCGUCUCAGAGCUCGCAGAGGCAUCAGCAACCGAUGCGGAUACGACGGAGUGCCUCAAAGAUGGAGUUUGGGAACUGAUGUCUUAUGGGGAAUUAUUGUUUUCGUCUUGUUGAUGUACAUUGCAAUGUG
This is a messenger RNA of Guillardia theta CCMP2712, 557 nucleotides long. RefSeq lists its product as hypothetical. The record is from RefSeq and is a predicted model, not a curated record. The transcript has 6 exons. Lineage: Eukaryota; Cryptophyceae; Pyrenomonadales; Geminigeraceae. Bases 6 to 506 code for a protein of 166 amino acids.